AUGACACAAUCAUAUAACCAAGCUGAGCCAGCUGGUGUUAAAAAAUCGGAAAAGCAACAAAAAGAAAAUUAUUUUAAAUUAACGUUUAAUGAAUUAUUAAGUAUUUUGUGUACAGCUACAAUUCCCAUAGCUAUCAUCAUCUAUACAACAAUAACAAGAGAUCAACAAACACAAGCAGCUAAAGAACGUAGUCAAUUUGAUUUGAAACAAGCAGCUGAAUUACAACAACAACAAAUCUAUAAUCGUUUUAUUGAUGAUAUUUAUACAUUACAUAGAGACGGCGAAUUGAAUGAUACUGCUAAACCACGGGCAUUUGCUAAUGCACGUUAG
This is a messenger RNA of Didymodactylos carnosus, 330 nucleotides long. The record is from the annotation of a GenBank genome assembly. NCBI's taxonomy places the organism in Eukaryota, Metazoa, Rotifera, Eurotatoria, Philodinida, Philodinidae.